UUUCGAUCUGGUUGGUUGUGUUUUUUGGCUUCUCUCUGCGUGCGCCGUUCGUAGGUGGGAAAAACGGAAAACAACAACAGCGAAGAACAGAAAACAGAAGAACUUGCUGCAAACCGAAUCGAAAAAAAUCGAAGAGGAACACUUCAACUCCAGUUUACAUUUGGUCCUGCGACUUUUUAGAAACCAAUCGGAAAUUUACACUCUCUAUUCCUUUCUGUUUUGCCGGCAAAAACAAAAACCAGAAGCGGCCAAAGAGAGGCGCAAAAACAAACGCAGAAAGCGAAGCAAAAUGUGAAAAAUUGCCGAACAUGGCGCCGCGUGUGUGAACGAGAGCGAACGAUCGUGUGAGAGGGAGAUAGGGACAGGGACGGAGCGAAGAUAAACAAUAAAAAAAAAACAAUUUUUGAUACUUAACGUUCUACAACAACAAUAAACUCAGCUCAGGUACAACAACAAAUCAGAAAAUUACGAAAAACACAACAGACUGCAUUGACGGGAAUUUUUCCAAGUAUUUUUGAUACACACAGCAAAGAGGUGUACGAUUUUUAAGCAAUAAGUGAAAGCAAUUACCCAUCAAGUUAAAAGUAAUACCAUCUCUCGGUAGAACCCCACUCGGAAAAUCCAACUAAAAACAAUUGAAAAAAAUAAUCUAACCAGACUAAAUCGCAGAAUAACAAGCAUUUACUAUACACACAAUUCAAGAAAUAAAUUCCGAAAAUAAAAAUCUAUAAAAACCGUACAACUGAAUAAAAUCAGACUUUUGUCUGCAAAAUUUCGAAAAAUUUACAAAAAACCCGCUAAAAUUCACGAAAACUCACUGGAAAACAACACACACCAGACCAUCAGUUGAGAAAUAUUCUGGAAUCGGUUCAAAAAUAAAUAAAUAUAUGCCAGCAGCAUUUAAAUAGACCACAAAUCGCGCAUCGAAAAAAUCAACAAGCAAUAUUUUUGAAAUUUAUAAUCGUGGGCAAAAUGCUGAUACGAAAUAGAGAUUGAGGAUUCUCGAGGACAGCCAACCAAAUCUUUUCUCGCUGCAAAGAGUGCAUAUUCUCAAAGGAAACAAACACAAAUUUAUGGCUCCGCGUCGCAACAGCAACAUCAGCAGCAGCGGCAACAGCACCCAGCAGCAGCAUCACCAGCAGCACCACCAGCAACAGUUGCAGCAGCAUCAGCAGCACCAGACGCAGCAGCAGCAACUGCUGCAGUUCUACGCGGAGAACGCGAAUUCUUCAGGCGUCCUAAUGGCGCCCAUGCAGGGAACUGGUGGCGUUGGCGGUGGCGGUGGCGUAGUCCACUGCUGCCUGCCCAGCGGAGAUUGCCGCAAACUGGACACGCUGAUACCGCUGAACGAGCUCUCGCUGGCGGACUGCAUCCGCGUGCUGUGCAACAACGAGAACUGCAGCGCCGGCCAGUACAUGCACCGCGAGUGCUUCGAGUGGUGGGAGGCGAGUGUCCUGCAGGCGCUCAAGUCCAAUGGCCGGGCUCGCUCCUGGUCGGAGAGGCAGCGUCUGCAGCAUCUGUGGACCAAGAAGGGCUACGAGCUGGUCCAGAAGGCCUGCAGCUGCAAGUGCGGCCGGGGGCAGCUGCGCAAGGAUCUCGACUGGGUGCCGCCGAGCAGCCAGGGCGUCAUUUACCUCAACGGGUCAACGGGCAAUGGUAGGGCCAAUCUGGCCAAUGGCAGCCUCAGCGAGGACGACGACAAGAAGAAGGCCAAGAAGAAGCGGAACCGCAACAACAACAACAACGGCGGUGGUGGCGGCGGUGGUAAUGGCAACGCCAAAACCCCCCUGAGCAACAACAACGGCAACAGCUACGCCGGACUCACGCCCAAUCCGAAUGUGGGCGUCAUAGGAUCGGGCCUGCCCCACAACAACGGCAACACCACCUCCAAUGGCAGUGGCAGCAAUGGCUCCUCCGCCGGCCUGCUGCAGCCCAGUGCGCUGGCCACUUUCAGCAACAUCCUCAAUCCGAACAAUGUCCUCGGCCUGGACCUGCGCGCCCGUGCUGGCAGCCUGUCCUCCAGUGGAGCCGGCAGCGGAUCCACCUCGCCAUCGGCCUCGCAGUCCAGUGGCGAGAUAUCCGUGUCGCCGGUGCAACAAUUGCUGCAACAGCAGCAGCAGCAGCAGUCGCUGCUCAUCCAGCCUCUGGGCCCCGCUUUCGGCAGCAAUCUGCUGCAAAAUGGACUGGGCUUGUCCAAGAACCUGCUGAUUGCUCCCCAGCAGCAGCAGCAGCAGCAACAACAGCAGCAGCAGAAUAACCUGCCUGCUUUGGCCAACAUCAGCAACUUCAAGCCAUUGGCCAGCUACGAGCAGCAGCAACUGGUGCAGCAGCAGAAGAACAAGGAGGUGGAACUCUAUUCCGAGCGAGUGCGCUCCACAUCUGGCUGCAAUGGGAUCUUUUCGCGUCGCCUGGACUUUUCGUCGUUCAAUUUGCUGCCAAAGACUCGUUUGAAUUCUUAUCAAGUCAAGAUUGAGGACGAGGGCAACCACGGCAACGAUGAGACGCGUCUCUUCAUCCUCUCCUCGCUGGCCCAGUCCCAGAUGAGCCGGGUGGCCUGCAUCUUGUGCGAGGAGCCGCUGCUCGUAUUCGAUCGCUAUCCACUGGUCGAUGGCUCCUUCUUCCUGAGUCCCAAGCAGCAUUCCAGCGGCUGCAUCGAGGUUAAAUACGAGGGACGCACUCUCUACUUGACCUGUGUGUGCAUGAGCUGCCUGGACGGAACCUCCAGCAGCCGCGUCAUCAACUGCAGAUUCUGCAAGGAGCCGUGGGAUGGGUCCAGCCUGGUCCUGGGCACCAUGUACGCCUACGACAUCUUUGCGGCCAUGCCCUGUUGCGCCGAGCGGUUCAAGUGCAAUAACUGCUUCAAGAUGCUGAUGCAUCCGCAGCAGCGUCUGAGCUUCUACAGUGACUACUCGCACGGAGUGACCUGUCCGUACUGCAACACGCAGGACACGCACUUCGUGAAGCCGCUGAGCUUCUGCUACGCCAAGAGCCCGGCGACGCGGCUGCCGACGCUCGCAUAACAUGAGGCCCCGUUGGAGUCGCCCGUGGGAACAGGUGCCACCGCCACUCAGGUGCCAAACGCCCAGGGCGCUCCAACGGCCUCCAACGGCUGCAGCAGCAACACCAUCGGCAUCUCCAUCGCCAUCGCCAGCAAGCAGCCACCAAAGCAGCCGCUCUACAAUGCCGCCAUCGAUUAUUCGGCACCGCUGCAGCAGCAAAUUAACCCGGACUUGAUUGGAGCCCAUCCGCAUGCCCAGCAGCAUCAGCAGCAGGUGCGGCAGCAGCAGCAGCAACCACAGCAGCAGCAGCCACAACAACAGCAGCAGCAGCAGCAACAAACACAACAGCAACAGUCACAACAGCAACAGCAGCAGCAGCAGCAGCAACAUCAGCCUGCGGUCAGCUCAUUUCAGAGGAGCAACUUCACUCAGCAGUCGCAUAAAACCAUGAACAUGAUGGCCAUGACAGAUGUGAUGAGCAAGUACCAGCAGCAGCAGCAACAGCAGCAGCAACAGCGCCAGCAGCAACACAACCUGCAGCCACAGCAGCAACAUGCAACACAGAAAGGACUCGAGGGCCUUCUAUUGACCAACACAAACACAACAAACAACAACAACAACAGCAGCAGCAGCAGUAUUAGUAACUUAAUCAUUAGCCAUAAUUCAGCCAGCAAUACAGGCAACAAAAUGCAGCCCACUUGGGGCCAAAGCGAUGCCAUCUCGGCAUUGUGGGGCUGCUCCAGCAGCAGCAGUGGCUGCUCCUCGGGCAGUGGAUCGCAGCCCUCGUUGAGUCCGACGGCCAGCAGCAUUGGCAACGAUGGCUCCAAGAUGAUGUUGUGGGCGGCCCAAAGCUCGCCACAAAAUGCUGCAACACUCAGGGAUUCAGGAUUCAAGGAGUUGCAGCGCCAGCAGCAGCAGCAACAGCAGCAACAGCAGCAGGUGCCACAGCAACUGCCACAUGCAGCCUCGCCCACAGCCUCGCUGACCAGUUCCAGUUCCUCCUCGAACGGAUGGAGCGCCUCGCAUUAUGGCAAGCCCAACAUCUGGGAGCUGCCAGGAUCCGCUGGCCAAAGGACGCCGGCCAGCAGCCACGACAUCUUCACCGAUCUCCUGUGCAACCUGAGCAUCAGUCAGGACAACAGCAGCCAGCAGGCCAAGGCCGAUGCCUCCGACGUCAGCUCGAAUUCCUCCUCGUCGGCCGGGGAGCUCCUGGAGGCAGCCAAUAUCUGGCGGUUUCCGGAGUACGCCAGUCAGCUCUACAACGAGGAGCCCACUGGCGGCGCAGCUGCCUGCAUGCAGCUCUUCAACGACUAUCUCAACAUGAACUAAUACGAAGGAUUAGGAGCCACAACAGCCUGCAGCAUUUGUUACUCUAGAUAAAUUGAAAAACAAAAGUUGAGGAAAAAGGAGUAAGCAGGAAGAGGAGGAGAGGCUAUAUAUAGGAGCCACUCCAGGAGCGAAUGUUUUAGUUUUUAAAAUCAUUUGAUUUUUUAUACAUCUAAACACAACACAUCUAAAACCGAGAGAAAACAAAGCAAACUAAAAACAAUUUUCUUGUUAUUUUUGUUGAGUUUUUUAGUUCUUUGUUUACACACCUACCUAAACGAAAACAAGCAAUUUUUAGUUUUAUUUUAUAAAGCAAAUUUUUUAUACAUUUUACCAAAAAAAAAACAAACCGAAACGUAAAACAAAAAAAAAAGGGAAAACGAGUAAACGAGAUGAAGGGACAAAAAAAAAGAAACAUUUACAUCACGAUUGAGGGAAAAGUUUUAUUUAGCAAAAAUUGAAGGCAGGGCAUUAAAUUGUUUAAACAAAUCAUGAUAAUUGCUGUGCUGCUCAAUAACACAAAAAAUUAUAAACAUAAAAGGGAGAAGGAGAAGGAGUAGAGUAGUAGAGUAUAACAGAACGUGAGAAGGGGAGAACAUGAAACAUUUGCUACAAUUUAUGAAACGUAAAAUUACAAAAAACCUAAAUUUAAAAACAACAUAAUCGAUAAGUUGCACAUCUUUACCUAAGCGAUUGGUAAUUAUUCCUAGUUUUAGUAAGCGAAAGGAGAACCUCUAGAACCGAUUAAGUUUCUCGCUCCAGUUCCGAAGAGUUCAGUUAGGUCCUCAGAGUAAUUCAGCUCCCCAGCAAACCACCCAUUCACCCACCCACCCACUCACUCACUCACUCACUCACACACACACACCCACACACCCAUAGCAACCAGGCGGCACAUGCAACAAGGUCAUCACUACCAACACCAGCACCACCACCACCCCCCGCACCAGCAACCCCUUUCAGGAGUAUUUCAAGCAGGCGACCCGCACCCACGCCCCCAAACUCUUAGUUAAGUCCUCGAUGAAAUGAAAAUAUAAUAAAAAUACUUUCGGCGCAGCGUGAUCAUUAAUUAGUAAGUCUAAGUGUUAGGUUAUAGCGAUCUUCUUGUAUAUGUGUAGGGUUCUUCUCUUUGUCUAAAAUAGCAGAGCAGCCGUAUGUGAUGGAUCUCUAAAGGUUGAGUGCGAGCAAACCACAUGCAGGCACUCACUAUCGAUAGGUUUAGUAGGUUGUAAGGUCGAUUUUUUCUAAAUUUUAAAUAUGGUAUGCAAGCAAACAUCCAACAAUUUAUAGAGCGGUUCAAUGUUUCCUGUUUUGUGUUUAUUCCGUGCUUAGAAAAGUCACCAAAACCCUGGGGUAAAAGCCCUUCCCAAUCCCACAGUCCUCUCGCCCUCCACCUCCCACUCGAACUUGUGAGUAUUUAAUCGAAUUAAAAUAAAAAUUUCCCUUCUGUGAAACUGCUUAGGCAGACUAAACCUUUUCUAAACCUUUCCCGUCUGUGAAAUUUUUGAUGAAAUUGAAAAUUAAAAACCAAUUGAUAUGUCCCCAUCUGUGAAAAAUUAUGCAAGGCAAUUCAAAUCUUCAGUUUUUCUUUAACCCCCAUCAACUGUGAAUGGUAUUUAGGCAACCUAAAUGUGAAAUAUUCUGUGAAAACUUGCAUGUAAUUGAAAGUAAAAACCUUUUGAUAUUCACCAUCUGUGAAAGUUUUGAUGAAAUUGAAAUUAAAACACCUUGAUAUUACCCCGGUCUGUGAGGAAAAGUUUAGGCAAGCUAAACCUUAAACAAGAUCAGCAGAAACUGUGUUAGAUUAUCCAGCUUCGGUUCUCUUACUUUCCCCUUUUAAAAUGUCGUGAGUUUUUAAUGAAAUUAAAAGUAAAACCCCCUUGAUAUGUGGCCCCACUGUGAGUAAAUGUUUAGGCAGCCUAAACUCAAAAUCGAUCAGCAGCAGCUGUGUUACCCCAUCCCCUGAAUCCCUCGAGUUCGCAACGAACCCUAAAUUGUAGAUCCCGUAAGUUUCGUCAAAUCAUCUGUGAGCAGAGUGCCGAGUCCUUCCCAAACAGCAUUCCAUUUCGGAAAGAUGUAGUUGCGCAGGCUCGGCACUUUUAAAUAACCUUCACUGUGAGCGUUCGAAAGGACAACAUUUUUAUGAAAAAUUCUAAACCCACACAAAAUUGUGACUAGGCCAGGCCCACCAACGAAAACACGUGUGACACCCAGUUGAGAACAAACAUUUUCAGAAAAUGUCUAAACCACGACCCCCAACCAAAAUUGCCUCCAUUAAGACAGCCAAACUGUGACAUCCCCCAUUUGCUCAGCCCCUGUGAACAUUGAAAAUGUAUUUGUAUCCCUGUGAGUUGUCCUUCGAAAGGAUUGCGAUUUUUGAGAAAAAUUUAAAACCCCCAACCCGAAAGCACUUGUGAAUGCUCCUAGACUAAGCGGUUAUCUCUUUGGUUUCACAUUAUUUCGUAUAUUUCUCAGCAGUGUGAUAUUUCUUUCUGUGUUUCCCAUCUGGCAUUGCCUGUAACUUUUUGAAAAAAGAAUUCAAAAACCUCCUCGAAUAUCUGUGAAAUACCCAUCCUUCGACACCCACCCACAGCCCCUUUUAUCCCCAUUUGGUGACUUUUGGUGAGGGAACUGCUUGAAAUACAAAACCCUGGGUAGCGGGAGUGGGAUCUUAGGUUGCAUGUGCUGCAGUUACUCCAGUAAUCACAAAUCGAACGCCUCCUUUUGGGCAUUUAGCAUUGCCGCCAUUUUACAUACCAAAUAAUACACGUUAAUUAAACGUACGACAUUUUUUUCAGAACGCAUGAAGGGACAAACUGAGUGAUAGUAAAUUUUUUUUGUAUACAAAACCCACGAUAACGAUAACGUCUUCGUUAUUCCUACUUAUAUAGAGCUACCGUUAAGUUUAUAAGUACAUACCCUAUACCUUAUACCCUAUACCGUAUACCGUAUAAACCCUACACCUAACUAACCUAAAUUGAUAGAAACUACACAUUUUGGCAUUUACUUGAGAGGAUUAUAUAUAAGUUUGGCACAGUUAUAUAUAAUUUUCGUCUAAAUCUAAGGUUUUAAUCUAGCAUACAUGUACGCGCAGGAGGAAGGAGAGGAAGUGAACUUAUUUAUAGGCAAGCCCCAACACACACACACACACAAGAACAUGACACACAGAUACACAGCUAUAGAGCAUAUAGUUAUAUAGAUAUUUAAUUGGAGUAACCCCUAGAGCCCUACGCUAAACUACACUACACUACAAAUUAUAUUGGUAUAAGUUCUACGCAAGCAAAGCUGCCUUGCUCACAAAGGCAGUGGCACCCGCACCACCAACUACUACGUAAGUCAGCCCGUGUUUUAGUUUGAUUCAGUGUUUGUUUUAGUUAAAUGUCGAGAGAUGAAACCACAAACUUAUGCCCACCUCAGCCACCAAGAAAGGAUAGAAUCGAACGAUGGACCGCGUAUAUAGAGAGAGAGAUAGAGAGAGCCCCAAAACAGUAAUAGUCAGACUUCCGAUCACAACUAACUCUAAUUAAUCGCAACCACUAGACGGCGAAUGAAUAACGCAUAUUUAGUAGAAGUCUUGAGUCUUGAAGUAAUGAGGCCCAGGAAGCGAAGGAAGGCGAUUGCGCGAGAGAGUAAAACACAUUAAAAUGUAAUUUAUAUUACCUCCUUAGCAAAAAUCAAUAACAAAUAACAAAUAACAAAAAAACAAUGUUUUCUUAAUGCAUUAUAAACUAUGAGAAAUCAAGGCAAAGUAAAACAAAAUAUAUGUACGUUUAAAUCAAGUAAUCAAUUCAUAAACAAUUAAAAGCAGUUGUUUAGUUCAUAAUUUGUACUCAAAAGAAGAAAAAACCAGCACUAUCACAUUUUAUGUUACACAAAUGAAAUAUUUGCGCGCCUUCCCCAUUUUUCCCAAUUUUUUGUAAUCUUUAGUUACUGGAACAUGCCAAAAACCGUGUAGAAGCAGCAGCAAAAUGUUUAAACUUUAACCGAAAUUCUUAAAAACCAAUUUUUGAUGGCUCCCUCCGAGCUUUCUCAGAUCAUCUGAUGACGAAAUGUACAAAUUGGUGAAGUUUAGGCACUUUCAACCGCAGUCCUCCUCCGAUUUCCUCCCAAGGUCAAGGCAAUAUAGCGCAGCAGAUAUUUCCGGAACAACAGCCCCCCUCCCCCCACUUUGUAAUCCCCCGCCCCCCAUCCAGCAAAUUUAUAGAUUGAUUUUUUUAGCCACCCGAAUGUAAUUUUUGUUUAAUUAAAUAUACACACCUAGCACACUUUUGUUUAUGCCUAAUUCGUAAUGUGUAAUAUAUGUAUACUUUGUACCUUUUUAUGUUAUACACAAGUCCUUAUCCCCUUAUCCCCCUCAAGGAAUCAACCCCUCGCCCAGUGUUUAAUGCCCCCCUCCCCCUCCCCACACCCCUACGCUCCUCCUCUCCUACACAUUUUGGCAAUUCAACUUGAAUGUCUACUUUUAAUGUAAUUUAGUUGAAUAUUUUAGUUGAUUUUUAUUAUUAUUAUUCGUACUCCGUAUGGAAACUAAAUAAAUUUAAUUGUAUU
Drosophila teissieri is the source of this 8870-nucleotide messenger RNA. It is a transcript of the gene heca, whose product is annotated as headcase protein. The transcript has 6 exons. NCBI's taxonomy places the organism in Eukaryota, Metazoa, Arthropoda, Insecta, Diptera, Drosophilidae. Bases 1074 to 3020 code for a protein of 648 amino acids. The record is from RefSeq and is a predicted model, not a curated record.